GCCUUAAAUAAUAUUGCUUCUCUUGACUUUAUCCACUCUAAAACCAUUUAACAAAAAUGCAAAUAUCAGGGAGUUCAAUUUUUACACUACUACUUGUUUCAUUAUUAUUACAUGUGAGUACUGAAUCAGAGGAUUGCCAACAGGUUAUCGUUGGUUUAGCACCUUGCUUGCAAUACAUACAAGGGAAUGCUACAAGUCCAUCGUCAGGAUGCUGCACGCAGCUCGCCACUAUAGUCAAGACGCGACCGCGCUGCGUGUGUCAUGUUUUCAGUGGUGUAAAUGUUAAUCAGACACUGGCUUUCGCUCUUCCUAAAGCUUGUAAUGUCCGUAUCACUCCCUCUCUUACACUAUGUAAAGCUACUUCCCCAGCUGGUUCUCCACUCUCUUCGUCCAUUCCUUCAGGAGACAGAUCAAGAACUUCACAAAGUGAGGAUUCAUCAGGAGGAUACUCAUUGAAGCUGCCGUAUUCUCUCUUUCUCACCCUUGUAAUAGCCUCUUUUUCCGUGUUCAAUACCAUCUUAUCAUAAUUAAGUGAUCUAUAAUCACAAAAAACGCCUCGCUUUGUAGAGCCAGAGACACCAUUUCCUUUUGUACUUAUUAAACUUUAAAGUGCGUAUGUGAAAUCAGAAUUGUUUUUUUUUUUUGAGCCCACCUUAUUAGGAGGACCAAUAGUGUUUUCAACAAUAUUGAACAAAGCACUUUCUGAAUGUACAAUAGUACAAGUACAUUUUACACACGCUUUGUGGUUUGAUUCUUUGUAGCUUGCAAACAAUAGAC
Molecule: messenger RNA, 777 nt
Organism: Solanum dulcamara
Lineage: Eukaryota; Viridiplantae; Streptophyta; Magnoliopsida; Solanales; Solanaceae
Product: non-specific lipid transfer protein GPI-anchored 5-like
Exons: 3
Coding region: 57-527 (156 amino acids)
Biological process (GO): lipid transport
Molecular function (GO): lipid binding
Source: RefSeq, a predicted model, not a curated record